AUGUUUGGCCCCAGCAAACGGAGGAGACGAGGCUCGCGACAGUUCCCUGUGGGCUGCACGCACUGCCUGCUUCUCAAGUGCAACUACUCCGAGCUCCUGGGUGCCGGAGCCCGGGUGUACCUGGCGGCCGUGCUCAGGUUCCUGACCGCCGAGCUUCUAGAGCAGGCGUCCAACAGCGGCGCAGUACGGAUCCCGCGCCACCUGUAGCAGGCCACCCGCGAGGAAAAAGCGCUCAACAAGCUGCUAGGCGUGACGAUCGCGCAGAGCGGCGUCCUGCCCAACAUCCAGGCCGUGCUGCUGCCCAAGAAGACGCAGAGCCACCACAAGGCCAAGACAAGUGAGGCUCGCUGCCCGCAACGGACGCCGACGACUUCACAGACACCCACUGCCUGGAGAAAAGAGCUGCACUGACGCGGCAGCCAGCCGCCCGCCCGUGUCCGGGAAAGGCUAGUAAUGCUAGGCUGCAGGGGCUCCCGUGGCGCUCGACCUGCGCCCCAGCUUGCUCACACGCCCAUCCCUCAAAAUCGGACUUAGUGCCCCUGCCACCCGCCGUAGGGCCACCUCCCCACGAGUACUAGUGGCAAAGAGCCUGGGACUCCAGAAGGGUCCCAUUUAGACAUACUCGGUAAUACCUGUGUUCUCCCAGGGAUGAUGGUCGAUUCGAUUUGAAAAUAAUGUAAGAAUCUGUGGUGUUAGGUUUUGAGGGAGAAAUCUUUCGGUUUUUAUUUAAAAUACUAUUGUUUGAACCUUGAGUUGGAAUAUCUAAAUUUUAACAAAGUGA
This is a messenger RNA of Octodon degus (degu), 781 nucleotides long. RefSeq names its product histone H2A type 1-H. Lineage: Eukaryota; Metazoa; Chordata; Mammalia; Rodentia; Octodontidae. The record is from RefSeq and is a predicted model, not a curated record. Gene Ontology annotation, molecular function: structural constituent of chromatin; protein heterodimerization activity; DNA binding. Gene Ontology annotation, cellular component: nucleosome.